AUGGCGAACGGUUGGGCACCUAUCAUCGGGCUCAUAGUCACCGUCAUCUUCUGCGGCGCAGCGUGGUUCCUAGCUCCCAAAGGCGAAAACCAAACGGUCUGGCGAUCUACGCUCGUUCUGUCUGCUGCUGCCAUGUACAUCAUGUGGGCUAUUACUUUCCUCGCGCAACUCCACCCUCUUAUCUCGCCUAUCCGAGGCGACUUACGGCCAGAAUACAAUGGAGGACGCUAG
Molecule: messenger RNA, 231 nt
Organism: Alternaria postmessia
Lineage: Eukaryota; Fungi; Ascomycota; Dothideomycetes; Pleosporales; Pleosporaceae
Exons: 3
Coding region: 1-231 (76 amino acids)
Biological process (GO): vacuolar acidification; proton transmembrane transport
Cellular component (GO): vacuolar proton-transporting V-type ATPase, V0 domain
Molecular function (GO): proton-transporting ATPase activity, rotational mechanism
Source: RefSeq, a predicted model, not a curated record